Molecule: messenger RNA, 889 nt
Organism: Blepharisma stoltei
Lineage: Eukaryota; Ciliophora; Heterotrichea; Heterotrichida; Blepharismidae
Source: the annotation of a GenBank genome assembly
AUGGUAGUUCGAACAGCAACUCGCCCAACGCAAAGGAAUAUUACAAAGGCCCAGCCACUACAAGUGGACAAUGUAUGGGAACGUAUGAAGCGCAUGUAUAUUUCCCAAUAUCAAAGAUCAGAUGCAAACCCACAGAAGGUAAUUUUCGAAUAGUCUAGAUCCUUGAGAAAUUGUAUCUCGGAUCUGUAGGAGCUGCAUAUACAUUGGCUACGCUAAAGAGACUAAAGAUUACACAUAUUCUGACGCUUUGUGACUGCUUGCCACCGAAAUUCCCAGGAGAGUUUGAAUAUAAAGUGGUGAAUGUGAUAGAUGACCCUAGCUCUCCUCUAUAAGAGAGCAAAAUUUUGGUGCUUAUUUAGCAUGGCUUAAUUUUUAAAAAAUUAUAGUCUUAAUUUUAUAUUACAAUUUUUUCUUCAAGAAAAAUCAAUUUAAAUUAAGAAUGAUGAAUUUUGCUUAAAAAGGUAUGUGGUUUAAAAUUUUUUAUAAAAUGAGCUUAAGAUGCUACUAUGAAAAACGAUAAAUGAUAUAUAAAAUAUUUAUAUAAAACACAGUUUCACUCGCUCGCUAAAGGAUUUAGUUUUUCUAAAAAGUAAGACAAAGUUUCUCACUACCGAAGAGUAAGGAAAACUUAAGUGCUCAUUUUAAGGAGUGCUUUGAGUUUAUUAAGGAAGCAAUUGCAAGUGGAGGAACUGUGCUUGUGCAUUGCUUUGCUGGUGUGUCGAGAUCGUCGACGGUGGUGAUCGGGUAUCUAAUGACUUAUAGCAAGAUGAGCAUGAAAGAUGCAAUGGCAUUUGUGAAAUCGAAGCGACCUUGGAUACAGCCAAAUUAUGGAUUUCUGCAGCAGCUGAGGAAGUACGAAGUGCAAUUGAAGAAUAAUUUAAAUAAUUAA